Verticillium alfalfae VaMs.102 is the source of this 1017-nucleotide messenger RNA. RefSeq lists its product as hypothetical. Gene Ontology annotation, cellular component: cytoplasm. Gene Ontology annotation, molecular function: phosphatase activity. The transcript has a single exon. Lineage: Eukaryota; Fungi; Ascomycota; Sordariomycetes; Glomerellales; Plectosphaerellaceae. The record is from RefSeq and is a predicted model, not a curated record. Bases 1 to 1017 code for a protein of 338 amino acids.
AUGGAACAUGGUGGCCCUAUCAACUGCAAGCUUUUAUACAUAACGCGUCAUGGCCAAUCGAAGCACAAUGUCGACGCCAUGGAAGCGGGCGGGGACCAAUACUCUGCCGUCUGCGCGCACUUUGCUCAGGAUCGAGAUCCAGCUCUCACAAAUAGCGGCGAGCAAGAUGCGGCAAAGGCAGGAGACCUGAUAUCCACCUCCAAGGCUGCCAAGUACGCUGUGCCUUCUGUGGUGUACUGUAGUACUUUAAAGAGGACGUUGCAGACCGCCGUGAUUUGUGCGGCCAGAUAUGUUCCCGCGAAUAUGCCGUUGACGCUCUUCCCUCGUGAUGGCCUCCGCGAGUUCAUGGGCCCGGGACACCUCCAUGUGUCGGACGGACGAGGCAACAAAAGUGACAUACUCGAGACACUUUCGGAAUUAAGAAAAUUCAAGCAACUGUCUGUGGAGCUCGAGGACGACCUGCCAGGCGAAGAUGAUGCUUUCCGUACUGCGGAGACCUACAUAAAUGUCGACAUUCGGAUCGAACAUGAACUUGCCAAAAUCUUCGAUGAUACUACCAACAGGUCGUCUCGAGCGGUCCACAUUGUCUCGCACAACAGGGCGAUACAGUCCAUUCUGCGUUGCUUGGGAUACUCCACGAACCAAAGCAACUACCGCAUCUUCGACUUUGACAACGCUGCGACGAUCGCACUGCUCGUCAGUCGAACACCGCGAACCGAAAGGCAACAAGAGGACUUACAAGCAUCUGAUGAAGCCCUCCAGAGAGAAGAAAGUGCCCAAAUAGAUGAGUCAUAUUGCGCAGACAUUAAUUCUGGUUUUGACAAGAUUCAAAAGGACUGCAUGGAAGGGAGGUCGGACAAAUGGCAGCCGUGGCUGAAGAAGCUCGAGGAGGAGCUGGUAAACGGCUCGUCAGGCGAUGUUAUUGAGUGGAGGCUUGAAUUGUUGAAGAAGGCCAUGUCAGGAGAGUUUAAGUACGGGGAAUUCGCGAUGCAGAAGGCAGUCGGAGCCUUUCAGUAG